AUGGAAGCUCUCAAGAACACCUCUACUGUCUCUGCUGUCGAAGUCAACCCCUUCGAUAUCAAGGCUGCGCGAACAUCUGCUGUAAACGCCGCCAUCAACGUCUUCACAAUUGACCAAGGGCACGUCACGAUCCCCAACGACCUCUGCCCUCUCGAUGCACUCUCCAGCAUCCUCCGCAACAUCUCAUCUGUCUUUGAGCUCGACGUCUGCCCCGAGCUCAACCUUACAUGCCGCGACAUCCUCCACCGCAUCCUCCAAUCCAUCUUUGACACAAACACUCAAUUGGCUCUCGAGCAAGAGACAUCCGAGAUCUUUGCCCAUCUGAGCUCCAAGCAACAAGCCCGCAUCCUCGCCCAGGCCAUCGCCGCUUUCACCGUCGUCUUCCAGCGUCUGGCCCAAACUGGCGAGAAGGUCAACUAUGGCGUCCUGAACCGCGAAGCGCAGCUCUUCGCCGAGAGCGACCAGCGGGCUUUGAUGCAGGGUCUCAUCGAGGGUGACAAUGUAUUUGAGGAAUGUCGCAAGAAGAGUGACAUCGCCGAGGCCAUCCUCGCUGCUAUUGACGCUGACGAGGAUGCUGCGAUACCUCAGCCAGUGGCUGCCGACGACAAGCACGACUUUGUCUUCUCACCAAGCGCAGCUCUGGAACACAAGAGCAUGGGCGUGCCUUGGGGCUUCAGCAUCAUGGCCAUCAACUAG
This is a messenger RNA of Fusarium sp. VM40, 696 nucleotides long. The record is from the annotation of a GenBank genome assembly. Lineage: Eukaryota; Fungi; Ascomycota; Sordariomycetes; Hypocreales; Nectriaceae.